UUAUCUUACUGGCUAUCAAUUCAAAGAAGAGAAUUGAGAAGAAAGCCCAGAACUUAAUUUGCUUAUUCUCACUCACGUAAUUCCCCAAUUCCCAUCCAUAUCUAUCCCACACUAUACCAUAUGGCUUCUUCUUCUUCUUCCCAGCAGAGCAUGAUGAUGAUGAUCAGUUUCUUCUUCUUGUCUGUGCUUCUACUCUUCUCCCUGCAACUACCCACUGUCUCCUCCAAGCUCCACAUUCUGGAGAGCGCCAAGGCUGAAGGGGCAGUCUGCCUUGACGGCUCUGCACCCGCCUACGAUUUGGAGGUCGCCCAAGGCCAUGGCGACAAGCGGAACUGGGUCAUCUACCUCCAAGGAGCCGGAUGGUGCUUGAACUCCACCAUUUAUCAAGCCAAAGACAACUCUAUUGAGAGCUGUCGUAGUCGGGCUGCCAGCCGGUUUGGUUCUUCCCGCUACAUGAAUGCCUCUGUUUUCGGGCAUUUCUUUGGCGCUCACUCGAAUGAGACUUAUUUCUAUAAGUGGAAUCGAGUGAUCGUUAGGUAUUGUGACGGGUGCUCGUUUGCCGGUGACGCCGACAAACCCGACCCUGUCACGAAGCUCUACUACAGAGGUGCUAGGAUCUUUCGGGCCGUCGUCAGGGACCUGAUGGCAAGAGGAAUGGAGGAUUCUAGCAACGUUCUUCUCGCCGGGGGUUCGUCGGGCGGGCUAGCAGUGAUGAUUCACUGCGACGGCUUCCGACGCAUGUUUUCUAUAGAAAAUAUUAUUAGAACAGAACUUGAAUGAUUUGAUUACACAUAGAUCCGCUAUUUAUAAUAGCUACAUGACUAUGACCUAAUUACGAGCCCAACAAGAAUGAGCCCGUUAACAACAAACCCUAAUGCAUUCCCUAACAUUUUCUGCGGGCGUUCGGGUGAAGUGUCUCGCUGACUCUUCCCUCU
Cuscuta campestris is the source of this 935-nucleotide messenger RNA. The record is from the annotation of a GenBank genome assembly. Lineage: Eukaryota; Viridiplantae; Streptophyta; Magnoliopsida; Solanales; Convolvulaceae.